Asparagus officinalis (garden asparagus) is the source of this 822-nucleotide messenger RNA. RefSeq lists its product as uncharacterized. The record is from RefSeq and is a predicted model, not a curated record. NCBI's taxonomy places the organism in Eukaryota, Viridiplantae, Streptophyta, Magnoliopsida, Asparagales, Asparagaceae. The transcript has 2 exons. Bases 1 to 822 code for a protein of 273 amino acids.
AUGCGGAUGCUCGCGUAUGGAGCAUCCGCUGACUCUGUUGACGACUACGUUCGGAUCGGUAAAAGUACAUCGCUUGAGAGAGUGAAGAGGUUCGUUCAAUCGAUUAUCAACAUCUUUGGAGAGGAAUACCUUCGUUCACCGACUAAUGAAGACAUUGCACGCCUGCUCGAGGAAGGCUCACAACGAGGUUUUCCUGGUAUGCUUGGGAGCAUUGACUGCAUGCACUGGACAUGGAAGAACUGUCCAACUGCCUGGCAAUGGUCUCACAAUGACCUUAAUGUUCUACAUCGUUCACCGGUUUUCGCACAACUUGCGGAGGGAAGAGCUUCACCGUGCAACUAUACUGUCAAUGGCCACGAGUAUAAUAUGGGAUACUAUCUCGCUGACGGGAUUUACCCAGAGUGGUCCACAUUAGUGAAGACUAUUCCAGCACCUCGAGGAAACAAGCAUAAGUACUUUGCUCAACAACAAGAAAGCGCAAGAAAAGAUGUUAAGCGAGCUUUUGGCGUGUUGCAAGCUCGGUUUGCGAUUGUUCGUGGACCAGGACGUUUCUGGCAACCUUGUGUGCUAAAAGAUAUCAUGACAGCUUGUAUCAUAAUGCAUAACAUGAUCGUUGAAGAUGAACGUGAUUGUCAAUUGGACAACAACUUCGACUUUACUGAUUCGGUAUUAGUCGUUGAACCUUCUCAUGUGCAGACGGUGCCUCUAACCCAGUUCAUCCAAAAUCAUCAUCGGAUCAGGAACACGCAAACACACAAAUUACUAAAAAAUGAUUUGAUCGAGCAUCUGUGGCAGCUCAAGGGAUCCAUCGUCGAGGAUUAA